UGUUAACAUUGAUGUUUGGAAGGAAAUACAUUUAUACAUAAACUAUCAAUAAAGUUUUAAUAAAAGGGGAUUGAUACAAAAUAAUUCAAGAUGAGUAAUUCGUCAUUCAGUGAGAAGGAUUUGCUACAUCAGCAGCUCCAAGGUCAACACAAGCCAGUAGAAAUCCUGCUUCUAAAAUAGUUACCAGUGAGGUGAGCCAGACAGCUGACGUUUAAUUCUGUUUAGAGGAUUAUCACUGGGCACAAACACUCCGUCACAGAUGAUGGACAAGGCGAUAGCUGUUACCUGCUUCUCUAUGGCCGUGAUCAUAGUUGGGCUCAACGGCUUGGUCAUAAUAACCCUCAGCCGACAGAAGGAAAAUAAUCGCUUACACUUUUUCAUACGUCAUCUUGCCAUUGCAGACUUACUUGUUGGGUUAAUUGCUGUUACUGGCGAUGCAGUAAAUAUUGGCAUUCUGCACGCGGAAUGGCUGGCCGGCGACGUCAUGUGCCGCUUGCAUCGGUAUGCUUGCUACGUCAUUCUUAUUGUCUCCAACAAUCUGCUCAUUGGGAUGAGUUUUGAUCGCUUCCUUGCUGUGAAGUAUCCGUUAAGAAAGAUCACGGGAGGUUAUAUGCCAUACAGAACAAUUAUCAUAGGUUGCUGGGUUAUCGGAUUAGCCUUACCUUCAUGGUUAAUACCAUUCUUUGGGACAGAGUAUAAUAAAAAGUACUCGAAAAUGUUUUGCGAAGUUAACUUAAAAACAGACGGUCAAUGGCAGGCGUAUGUUUGGAGCACACUUACUGGGGUUUUCUUUCUCCCUCUUGUUGCUAUUUCCUUCUGCUACAUUGGCAUCUCCAUUGUCAUCUGGCAGCACUGGAAGGAUGGACAGAGGCUAACAGAAGUAAAGGACAAGUCUCAAACACAAGGGAUGUUACAGAGUGCACGACCGAAAAUGUCAGGGUUGCUUCCAAAAGCCAAAGUAAAGUCUAUAAAAAUGACCCUAAUCGUUUGCUUUGUAUUCUUUGUUUGUUGGCUACCAGCGACAGUGAUCUAUCUACUUGACGUCCAUCGAAUAAACACACUAGACGCCACGGUUAAACGAAUGUUACAGAGGCUGUAUCCACUCAACAGUCUUGGUAACCCUCUCAUCUUCAUCAUGUUCAAUACGAAACUAUUCACGUGGCGUAAAAACAACUCUCACGCGCGAGAUUACGACAGCAUGGCCACAGAGAUGACGACAACCUGAGUUAGCGGAGAUAUUGCGUUGCAUAUUGACGUCAUAUAGGCGUCUGAGAUACGCAGUUGUGUAAUUUAUUGAAAACACAACACCAUAAUAGGAGCAUUCAUUUGCCGGGUUAGUUUGUUAGAAAUAUUUCGCUUAGUUCCAAGAUUAUGUUUAUAAAAUGUGUCUUGAAAAUCGGUCUGUAGAGCAUAAUGCUUAUUUAUUCACAUAUUUUCUGCGCAUACAUGUACAUAUGUUCGAAAGAGUUUAAAUGUCUUAUUUAUUCCAUGGAACUGAUUUAGAACGUAAACAGGUAGUUGUGCAUGCUGCACUAUUACACGAAUGCGAAACAGUGGCUCCAGCUCUAUUAGUAGUUGUAUAUAAACAAAGCAUAUUUAUAUGGCACUGCAUUCUCCGAUUUCUCAAAUAAACCCUCAUAAUUGUGAUAUUAGAUAGAAUAACGAGUCAUUCUUACGUUUUAUGAUCAUUUCCGUUCUUUUGCUCUAGCUCGGAAGUGUCAUUGGCUCUUUUUUAUAUACAGCUCCUAAAAGAGCUGGAGCCACUGUUUCGCACUCGUGUAUUAAUUAGUGAAUUGUUUAUAUCAUGUUAAGGAGAUGUCUUGUCUGUUAUUUAUUUUGCAUAUUAAAAGGAAUUUAUAUUUAACCUUUGUUUUAUCAAUAUGUAUAUUUGAG
Messenger RNA from Mya arenaria, 1893 nucleotides. Its product is annotated as cardioacceleratory peptide receptor-like. Gene Ontology annotation, biological process: neuropeptide signaling pathway. Gene Ontology annotation, cellular component: membrane. Gene Ontology annotation, molecular function: vasopressin receptor activity; neuropeptide receptor activity. NCBI's taxonomy places the organism in Eukaryota, Metazoa, Mollusca, Bivalvia, Myida, Myidae. The coding region runs from base 260 to 1225 and encodes 321 amino acids. The transcript is spliced from 8 exons. The record is from RefSeq and is a predicted model, not a curated record.